Cebus imitator (Panamanian white-faced capuchin) is the source of this 1236-nucleotide messenger RNA. Its product is annotated as UL16-binding protein 2-like. The record is from RefSeq and is a predicted model, not a curated record. The transcript has 7 exons. Lineage: Eukaryota; Metazoa; Chordata; Mammalia; Primates; Cebidae. Gene Ontology annotation, cellular component: external side of plasma membrane. Gene Ontology annotation, biological process: immune response; antigen processing and presentation of endogenous peptide antigen via MHC class I via ER pathway, TAP-independent; antigen processing and presentation of endogenous peptide antigen via MHC class Ib.
AUGCGGAAAGUGUUUAAGGGAGUGUGUCUCUUCCGAGGGGAGAAGAACAGGGGCCCUCACCACCUCCUACACCACGUGGCACCUUCUGCUGCUUGCCUGAGGUCAUACAUCAGCAAACACAGCCCAAGCUCCCCACAGAACCUGUGCAGGGGGGAUGGGAAGCGCCGUUUCCUCCAGGAUGACCCUGGGAACUCUGACCCUCACUCUCUUUGCUAUGAUGUGACCAUCAUCCCUAAGUUCAGACCUGGACCAUGGUGGUGUGUGGUUCAAGGCCAGGUGGAUAGAAACACUUUUUUUCACUAUAACAACACAGUCACACCCUCCAGUCCCCUGGGGGAGAAAAUAAAUGUCACGAAAGGUUGAAAAGAGCAGAACCCAGUCCUGAGAGAGCUGAUGGACAUGCUCACAGAGCAACUGCUUGGCAUUCAGCUGGAGAAUUACACACCCAGGGAACCCCUCACCCUGCAGGCCGGGAUGUCUUGUGAGCAGAAAGCCGAAGGGCACAGCAGUGGAUCUUGGCAGUUCAGCUUCGAUGGACAGAUCUUCCUGCUCUUUGACUCGGAGAACAGAAUGUGGACAACGGUUCAUCCUGGAGCCAGAAAGAUGAAAGAAAAGUGGGAGAAUGACAAGGAUAUGACCAUGUUCUUCCAUUACUUCUCACUGGGUGACUGUACAAGAUGGCUUGAGGACUUCCUGAUGAGCAUGGACAGAACCCUGGCGCCAAGUGCAGGAGCACUGCCCACCAUGUCCUCAGGCACAGCCCAACUCAGGGCCAUGGCCACCACCCUCAUGCUUUGCUGCCUUUUCCUCAUUCUCCCCUGCUUCAUCCUACCUGGCAUUUGUGGAGAGUCCUUUAAAGUGACAGCUUCAAGACCCUGGGGACUGAUGGUCACCAGAUGCAGGUCCUCCCCCCAUGAAGACUGUGUGGAGUGGGAGGGAGGAUAUGAAAGGCGUUCGCGGAUUCCAACUGCAAAAGUCUUUCGUGGAAACUUCGUCUGUAGACGGGUUUUCAUUUCCGCCCCUCCGGGUUGUGCGCGCUCCUUCCCGCAGCGCCGGCUGCGCCCAAAUCGGUCCGGGUCGCGCCUGCCCGAGGCCCCGCAGGGGGCGCCCGGCUGCCGCGGAAGUUCCAACGGGAGGGACCGGGCCUCAGUCAGGUCGCUGCGGACGGAACCGCCUUUGGACGACGUGGGAGGCCUCGCCCAUCGCGGCAGGGGACGGUUUUUCCUCCUGGCUUGA